Messenger RNA from Lathyrus sativus (Indian pea), 687 nucleotides. NCBI's taxonomy places the organism in Eukaryota, Viridiplantae, Streptophyta, Magnoliopsida, Fabales, Fabaceae. The record is from the annotation of a GenBank genome assembly.
AUGGCUUCAUUUGUUUCCACCGAUUGUUUUCUUCCCGCACUCAAGCCUCAGCUUGGAUUUCUGAAUCAUGACGGCCAUGAUCGUUCUUGCCGUAGUAUUAAUGUCUUGCGUCUUCGUAAAGCUCCUAAGAGUCCCUUUUUGUUUUCUUCGCAAGCUUUAGAUGUUAAGCCACAUGUUCAGAGCAACGGUCGAUCAUCUUUUUCGCAGACAGCUGCUGUUAAGCAUCUGACGGGAUCUGUUACCAGAACUCAGGGACUCCGUUUCGCUGUAGUUGUUGCACGGUUUAAUGAAAUAAUCACCAGGCCACUCUUGGAGGGAGCUUUGGGUGCUUUCAAGAAUUAUUCAGUUCAAGAUGAAGACAUCGAUGUUGUGUGGGUUCCAGGUUGUUUUGAAAUUGGUGCUGUUGCUACAAGACUCGGAAAAUCAGGCAAAUAUCAUGCAAUAGUAUGCAUAGGAGCUGUGAUACGGGGAGAUACAACUCAUUACGAUGCAGUUGCUAAUUCAGCAGCAUCUGGAGUGCUUUCAGCUGGUCUAAACUCAGGUGUUCCAUGCAUAUUUGGAGUCCUAACAUGUGAGAACAUGGAUCAGGCUAUAAAUCGUGCUGGUGGAAAAUCUGGGAAUAAGGGUGCUGAGGCUGCAUUGACUGCUAUUGAGAUGGCAUCCUUGUUCGAGCAUCAUCUGCAGUAG